Cuscuta campestris is the source of this 851-nucleotide messenger RNA. NCBI's taxonomy places the organism in Eukaryota, Viridiplantae, Streptophyta, Magnoliopsida, Solanales, Convolvulaceae. The record is from the annotation of a GenBank genome assembly.
AUUCAUCUCAAGAGCCACUAAAUAAAUCAUAUUGUUUUGUAAUCUGUGUUUCAUCAUAGUUUCUCACACACAAACAAAAAUAAAAUGGCAAGGCAUUAUUCCUCCUUCCCCUUGGCCCUAAUCCUUUUAUUCACUUGUUAUUGUCUCUCCGCCGCCGCGGCGGAGUACUGGUCGUCUUCUUCUUCCGAUCCUGAUUCUUACACCGCCUACGUCGAGUCCAAUUGCAACCACACCCCUUGUACAAACUUGUGUCGCCAGACUCUGAAUCCUUAUGCCAGAAAAAUUAACCUGAGCCCACGGCGGAUAGCUGUGUUCGCGAUGACCGCCGUCCACGGAGAGGCCCGGUCAACCGCGGACGCCAUCGUGCGCACGCUAAAAAGAGAAAUCAAGAGUGGGAAGUCGAGUGAAACGGAGGUGCGUGCGAUUUCGGACUGCAGUGAGGUAAUGUCCGACUUCCACGAUAGUCUGGGACCGUCCAUGCGUCAGCUCGCGGAGGCCAACUCGGGCGACCGCGAACACUUCUCGGGGCACGUAAGAUACGUUACGAAGGAGCUUAACACCGCAGCGGGCCACACGGACAAUUGCGUCAAAGGGCUAAGUCAGCUUAGUGGGUUCUCGAGGACAAAGAUCAUUGGAGAUAGAGUUGUGAGAGUGUCUAAGCUCACUAAGAUUGCACUUGCAUUGGUUAAUAAGUUCAGUGAGGGAGUUCAAAAGAAAUGGAAAGUCAAGGAACAGAAACUCUACUACUACGACGAAAACAACUUGCCUUGAUGAUUAUAUAUAUGGGUUUUUUCUUCUUCUUAUAUACUAUAUGUAUUAUGUGUCUUAACUAAUUAAUGUGAGUGUUGUUA